This is a messenger RNA of Manihot esculenta (cassava), 1646 nucleotides long. Its product is annotated as mRNA cap guanine-N7 methyltransferase 2. Gene Ontology annotation, biological process: 7-methylguanosine mRNA capping. Gene Ontology annotation, molecular function: mRNA 5'-cap (guanine-N7-)-methyltransferase activity. The transcript is spliced from 12 exons. Gene Ontology annotation, cellular component: nucleus. The record is from RefSeq and is a predicted model, not a curated record. Bases 317 to 1426 code for a protein of 369 amino acids. Lineage: Eukaryota; Viridiplantae; Streptophyta; Magnoliopsida; Malpighiales; Euphorbiaceae.
CCUUUCUUUCCAUGUCCUCGUCUUCCAGGACGGUGUGUAUUUCCCUCUCUCGCCCCCAUAAGCUCGUGAGCCUUUGUUGCUGCUGGUGUUUCUAUCGCUUCUCACUCACAACUGCAUGGUCCUCUCUAGCUGACCCAGAGUUUGAAUGUGGCGGAAGAGGCUGAGGUAUUAAGCGCAGUAGAGUCUAUCGAGUCUUUGAGUUUCAGUUCCAUCACUCAAGAUGGGUUGGAUUGUAAAACUGUGCGACAGAUUCGGCUGAAAUUUUGGGGCACACUACCGUUGCUAUCCUUAGAAAAAAUAUAGUAAUUGUGGAGAAAUGAGUUUUCGAAAUUUAGAAACUUGGAAUGACCUUGGAACUUCCAUGAGCAGUUCAUUUGCGAUUCCUAGGACCGAGUCGACUCACCAUCGCCUGUAUGAGUUCGCCAAAUUGGCACUUAUCAAGAUCUUCGUCCAUCCCUAUGCCACCGUAUGCGAUUUGUAUUGUGGAGGAGUGGACGCUGAGAAAUGGGAUGGUGCUCAAAUUGGCCAUUACAUUGGAAUAGAUGUAUCAUCUUCUGGAGUAAGUGAGAUCAGAGAAGCAUGGGAGAGUCGGAGGAAAAGUUACACUGCAGAGUUCUUUGAGGCUGAUCCUUGCACAGAAAAUUUUGGAGUACAGCUACAGGAGAAGACCAACCAGGCUGAUUUAGUUUGCUGUUUACAGAAUUUGCAGUUGUGUUUUGAAAAUGAGGAAAGUGCAAGGAAACUUCUACAUAAUGUGUCAUCUUUGCUUAAACCAGGGGGUUAUUUUUUCGGUAUUACUCCUGACUCAUCUACCAUAUGGGCAAAAUACCAGAAGAAUGUUGAAGCAUACCACAACAGAAGUAGCAGCAUGAAGCCAAAUAUAGUUCCCAAUUGUAUUCGGUCAGAGAGCUAUAUGAUAACCUUUGAAGUUGAGGAAGAGAAGUUUCCAUUAUUUGGAAAGAAAUACCAGUUAAAAUUUGCUCAUGACCCUGCUGAAACUCAUUGCUUGGUUCAUUUUCCUAGCUUGAUCAGGUUGGCCCGGGAAGCUGGUUUGGAGUAUGUGGAGAUUCAGAAUUUGACAGAGUUCUAUGAUGAUAACAAAAUGCAUUUAGCAGGCAUGCUAUUGAAUGCUGGUCCAAACCUGGUGGAUCCCAGGGGAAGACUUCUUCCUCGGUCAUUUGACGUGUUAGGUCUGUAUACUACUUUUAUAUUUCAGAAGCCAGACCCAGAUGUUGCCCCGCCCCUUGCAACCCCAUUAUUGCAGGAUGAUAGUUUCAAGCACGAUGAGAGAGAGUGGCAGACAACUAUAUGGAGAGACGAUGAAAAGCCUACAGAGCCACCACCUCUUGGACUGGGCAAGAUUAGUGAACAGAAGGGGAUAUUAGGUCCUGGGCCAGCAGAUUUACGUUUUGCAGAGGCUCUUUGACCUAAUGAUUGGAAGGAAGUAAAAAAUGAACGUUGCACGCAAGACGGAAACACCUUAGAAUGUGUUUAUCUAACUUCAUCAUGGCUGAUCAUAGGAUUAACUUGCAUACAUCCUUGUAUUAAUGAUCUGGGAGAUGUAUGUUGUGCAUGUAAUUUAGACCAAAUAAACAAUAUUUGGAACAUUUCAAUGGAAAUAGUUUGCCUCAACCGGGUCAUUUUUA